AUGAGGGCUGCACAAGAUUUAAUAGAAAUAGAUGAUGAACCGCCGGCCGCACCGCCAGCCGCACCGCCAACCGUACUACCGGUCGCACCUCCGGCCGCACCACCGGCCGCACCGCCAUCCGCACCGCCGGCUGCACCUUCGGCCGCACCGCCAACCGCACAACCGGCCGCACCGCCAACCGCACAACCGGCCGCACCGCCAACCGCACAACCGGCCGCACCUUUGGCCGCACUGCCGGCUGCACCUUUGGCCGCACCGCCGGCCGCAUCGCCAGCUGCACCUUCGGCCGCACCGCCAACCGCACAACCGGCCGCACCUUUGGCCGCACUGCCGGCUGCACCUUUGGCCGCACCGCCGGCCGCAUCGCCAGCCGCACCGCCGGCCGCAUCGCCAGCUGCACCGCCGGCCGCACCGCCAGCCGCACGAUCGGCCGCAGAAACCAAACGUAGGUUAUAG
Solenopsis invicta (red fire ant) is the source of this 456-nucleotide messenger RNA. RefSeq names its product transcriptional regulatory protein AlgP-like. NCBI's taxonomy places the organism in Eukaryota, Metazoa, Arthropoda, Insecta, Hymenoptera, Formicidae. The coding region runs from base 1 to 456 and encodes 151 amino acids. The transcript has a single exon. The record is from RefSeq and is a predicted model, not a curated record.